Cucurbita moschata (crookneck pumpkin) is the source of this 2056-nucleotide messenger RNA. Its product is annotated as protein NUCLEAR FUSION DEFECTIVE 4-like. Gene Ontology annotation, cellular component: membrane. The record is from RefSeq and is a predicted model, not a curated record. The coding region runs from base 275 to 1981 and encodes 568 amino acids. The transcript has 3 exons. NCBI's taxonomy places the organism in Eukaryota, Viridiplantae, Streptophyta, Magnoliopsida, Cucurbitales, Cucurbitaceae.
AGGAUCGAGCAACGGGCAUGAUGAAGAAGAAAACAACACAAUGUUGAAGUGGUUCUUGCCUUCCUAGGACUGCGUGUUCUGUUGACAGCGGCGUCCACGCCAUUGUCCAUUCGCACCGAACCCUUAAAUUGCUUCAAAAUUUUAACUUAUCUAACAAACCCUGUUUCAAUUUCUCCUUUAUAAACCCUUUCGAACACUCAAAACUAGCGAUUCAAUCCUUUUUCCAUCUGGGUUUUUGUUGUUCUUUUGAGGGUUUUGGCCUGAACUUAAGGGGAUGCUGAAGCUGGUCUUGAAAGGGGGAAGUAGGCCGCCAUGGGUGGGCUUGGCUGCUGCUGUUUGGGUUCAAAUAGCUAGUGCUUCUUCUUAUAACUUUUCUCUUUAUUCCCAUUUCCUUAAAUCCGUUCUGGGUUUGAAUCAGCAGCAGCUUACGAUACUCGGAGUGGCUAAUGACAUAGGGGAGAGCGUGGGGCUGCUUCCUGGACUUGCUUGCAACAUAUUUCCUCCUUGGGCAUUGGUUUUGGUUGGUUCUGUGUGUUGCUUUCUGGGCUAUGGAGCUAUUUGGCUUGCUGUUAGCAGAACUCUCCCCAGUAUGCCUUAUUGGCUGCUAUUUCUCACACAUUGUAUUGCUACAAAUAGCAAUGCAUGGUUCGCAACGGCUGUGCUGGUAACCAACAUGAGGAACUUCCCGCUCAGCAGAGGUACUGUUGCUGGCAUUCUGAAAGGCUAUGCCGGGCUUGGUGCUGCUGUAUACACAGUGAUAUACAGCUUGAUUUUCAGGAAGUCAGCUUCGGAUUUGCUGCUGUUUCUUGCAAUAGGGAUACCCAUUUUUGGCAUAGCCUUGAUGUACUUUGUUCGGCCUUGUACUCCGGCUGCUUCAGAGGAUCCAUUUGAGCGUGGCCAUUUUCUUUUCACACAAGCUGCUUGUGUCUCGCUAGCUGUUUUUCUAGUCUCCACCACAAUUCUAUAUGCAAAAACCACCCCUAGUGAUGCUGUGGCAUACCUCUUAGUUGCCAUAAUGGUUGUUCUGUUAAUGUCUCCUCUUGCAGUUCCCAUAAAAAUGACCAUUUGUUCUACAAAGACGAAGAAACUCGAGCCUCAAGUUGAAUCUGCCGAAGCUUUAGCUUCUGGAGAAAGCGAUUCGUCGUCCGAAAUAGAACCCUUAUUGACACCAUCUUCCUCAUCUACAAAUCUUAGAAGUUUCUAUGAGAAUGAUGAUGAUGGAUCAGAUGCAGAAACACUUCUUGCUUUAGGAGAGGGGGGCAUUCAUAAGGAGAAGAGAAGACCUAAAAGAGGGGAAGAUUUCAAUUUCCAUGAAGCUGUUAUCAAAGCUGAUUUUUGGCUGCUUUGGUUCUCGUACUUCCUCGGGGUCGGUCCGGGAAUAACGAUUCUCAACAAUUUGUCUCAAAUUGGGAUUUCUUUAGGUGUUAACGACUCGACGUUGCUGUUGGCUCUUUUCAGCUUAUGCAACUUUAUCGGUCGUUUAGGCUCCGGUGUUAUUUCCGAACACUUCGUCAGGUCAAGAACAAUACCACGGUCGCUGUGGAUGAUGUUUGCACUGAUACUCAUGGCUAUAGCAUUCCUCCUAUAUGCGUCUGGCCUCACGGGUACUCUCUACAUUGCCACAGGUUUCACUGGUAUCAGUUUUGGAGUUCUAUAUUCUAUGAUGAUCCCUAUGGCAUCUGAGAUUUUUGGCCUCAAGAACUUUGGAGUGAUCUUAAACUUCAUGCUGCUGGGGAAUCCAAUUGGAGCAGCUCUUUUCUCAGUUUUUCUAGCCAGUACUUUAUACGACAUUGAGGCUGCGAAGCAAGGUUCGAUAACCUGCAUCGGCCAACAGUGUUUUAGAAUCACUUUUUUCGUUCUUUCAGGCGUGGCGGGGUUCGGUUCGAUCUUAAGCUUAAUUCUUACAAUUCGAUUGAGGCCAGUCUAUCGAAUGCUUUACUCCAGUGGUUCAUUCCGCUUGCCUCUAAGUACAGUUUAUUGAUGUUUGGAAGAGGAUUCUCUUGGCUUUGGCCAACUUGUAUUAUCUUAAUGCUGUAACUAUUAACUAUAAAUGAAA